This is a messenger RNA of Terrapene triunguis (Three-toed box turtle), 2379 nucleotides long. It is a transcript of the gene DDX41, whose product is annotated as DEAD-box helicase 41. The transcript is spliced from 13 exons. NCBI's taxonomy places the organism in Eukaryota, Metazoa, Chordata, Testudines, Emydidae. Gene Ontology annotation, cellular component: spliceosomal complex. Gene Ontology annotation, biological process: mRNA splicing, via spliceosome. Gene Ontology annotation, molecular function: RNA binding; zinc ion binding; ATP binding. The coding region runs from base 1 to 1776 and encodes 591 amino acids. The record is from RefSeq and is a predicted model, not a curated record.
AUGCCCAGCACCAGAGUCUCUCAGCUUCUCCCCCAGCAGGGAGCGGGCUAUGCCAAUCUCGCUGGAGACGGGCAGCGUGACAAGCGAUGCUGGGUGGCCUUUCGGCUGCUGGACAAGGAUGAGUGCCUGGCCGAGAGGAGAGCGGGCAGAUAUGGCAGAGCCGGGGGAUUGGCAGGGGCUCGGGUCUCUGUCUGGGGGAUCGGCGGGUACGCAGCUGGGCCGGUCCACCUGCUGCCUGGCCAAGCAAAGCAGCGUUCAGCUCUGGCUGCACCCGCGAGUGCAGCUGAGUCAGUUUGGUUUUCCCUUUCCUUGCUGACCCUCCUCCCCUGCCCUCUCCUCAGCUGGAAGGCGCCGCAUUACAUCCUGGGCAUGUCGGAGGCACGGCACGACCGCGUGCGCAGAAAGUACCACGUCCUGGUGGAGGGCGAGGGCAUCCCCCCACCCAUCAAGAGCUUCAAGGAAAUGAAGUUCCCGGCAGCUAUCCUGAGAGGCCUGAAGAAAAAGGGAAUCCAGCAGCCGACCCCCAUCCAGAUCCAGGGCAUCCCCACCAUCCUGUCCGGCAGGGACAUGAUCGGCAUCGCAUUCACUGGCUCAGGGAAAACCCUGGUGUUCACGCUCCCCGUCAUCAUGUUCUGCCUGGAGCAGGAGAAACGGCUGCCAUUCUCCAAGAGAGAGGGACCCUAUGGACUCAUCAUCUGCCCCUCUAGGGAGCUGGCCAGGCAGACCCACGGCAUCCUUGAGUACUACUGCCGCCUGCUGCAUGAGGACAGCCUGCCCCUGCUGCGCUGUGCCCUCUGCAUCGGGGGCAUGUCCGUCAAGGAGCAGAUGGAGACUAUCAAACACGGUGUGCACAUGAUGGUGGCUACCCCGGGCCGCCUCAUGGACCUGCUGCAGAAGAAGAUGGUGAGCCUGGACAUCUGUCGCUACCUGGCCCUGGAUGAGGCCGACAGGAUGAUCGACAUGGGCUUCGAAGGAGACAUCCGCACCAUCUUCUCUUACUUCAAGGGCCAGAGGCAGACCCUUCUCUUCAGUGCCACCAUGCCCAAGAAGAUCCAGAACUUUGCCAAGAGUGCCCUGGUGAAGCCCAUCACCAUCAAUGUGGGCCGAGCUGGAGCUGCCAGCCUGGAUGUCAUACAGGAAGUGGAGUAUGUGAAGGAGGAAGCCAAGAUGGUGUACCUGCUAGAGUGCCUGCAGAAGACCCCGCCGCCCGUGCUGAUCUUCGCGGAGAAGAAGGCUGACGUGGACGCGAUCCACGAAUACCUGCUGCUCAAGGGCGUGGAAGCAGUGGCCAUUCAUGGAGGGAAAGACCAGGAGGAGCGGACGAAGGCCAUCGAGGCCUUCCGAGACGGGAAGAAGGACGUCCUGGUUGCCACCGACGUAGCCUCCAAGGGCUUGGAUUUCCCAGCCAUCCAGCACGUCAUCAACUACGACAUGCCGGAGGAGAUCGAGAACUACGUUCACCGAAUUGGGCGUACGGGCCGCUCAGGGAACACUGGCAUCGCCACCACCUUCAUCAACAAGGCCUGUGAUGAGUCUGUGCUCAUGGACUUGAAGGCGCUGCUGUUGGAGGCCAAGCAGAAGGUGCCCCCGGUGCUGCAGGUGCUGCACUGCGGGGACGAGACCAUGCUGGAUAUUGGAGACGAGAGGGGCUGUGCCUUCUGUGGGGGCCUGGGCCACCGUAUCACCGACUGCCCCAAGCUGGAAGCCAUGCAGACCAAGCAAGUCAGCAACAUCGGCCGCAAGGACUACCUGGCACACAGCUCCAUGGACUUCUAGCCCAGGCUCCUGGGCUGCGCUGCUGCCUGCGGUGUGUGCUCGCUGGGCCAGGCAGGAGAGUUCCUUGGAGCCCAGCAGCCUUGGCAGCUGGCCCCACUUCUUCCCAAGAGCACGUGGGGCCGGGGCUGUCUGCAGGCAGUGCCAUGCCCCUUCCCUCUGGGCUCAGACGUGUCGUAAGGUGCCCUGUGUUGUGUGGGCCAGGGGCCGGUGCUGCUCGGCCAGGCCCCGCGGUUCCUGCUCGGAGAGGAAGCACCGGAGCUAUGCUGCAAUGGCCCAUUACAUCAGUCAGUGUCACCAUGCAGAGAUGGGGCAAGCUGGGCCCCCAGCCCCAGCCUCUCGCAGGCCCUGCAAAGCCCCAUGGCACAGGAGAGCCAGGGCCAGAGGCAAACCCGGCCCUUGUCACGCGGGGCUGGGCCCAGUGACACCUGCCGAAGGCCUGGGGCUCUGAGGGGUGGUUGUGCUGGCCUCACUCGAGUUGCUCGGGGCUGGAAGGGCAGCCUGGGGCUCUGGCCGACCCUCUGCUGCGGGCCGUGUCCGGUGCCGUCGCUGGCUGCGGAGGAGCUGGGCAGCGGGGCACCGUCUCCAGGCUUGGCUGCCUGAACC